ACGCCCGAGUCAAUACCCCCGCCCGGCCUCCCCACCCAUCUUCCUACCCCUUUCGUCUGUAUAGUUUCUGUCUGCAUUUAUAUUCCAUCCUCCAUUUCAUUUCCCUUUGCAACUCACUUUUCUUCAGUUUCUCUAAUACACGCUAGAAAUGGACGUGGAGGUGGCGAUUCCGUUGGGGACAACGGACUUCAACUUCGAUAGUGCAUGUACAUCACCAUACAUAAGUGUCCCGUCGAGCCCUCAACGUUUUGGCACCUUCUUCUACAGUGUCCCCACCAGCCCUGACCGUGCGGCUGCUUUCUACAAUGAGUUCAACCGUUCCUCUCCGUCGGCAGUUCCGUUUAACAGGGAAGAAAAGCCCGGAAUUCCGAAAACACAAGAAACCUACAGUAGUUAUUGUACUAGAGAAAUUUAUGAUGAUCAGAGGGAUACAGACUUCUCUUUUGAUUUUAGUGGACAACUAGAGAGAGUUUCUUUAUCUGCUGAUGAACUUUUCGAUGGAGGUAAGAUCAAGCCGUUAAAGCCGCCCCCGUGCCUAGAAUCUAAGCCCCUCGACUUUCCAAAAUCGCCUCGAUCUCCCAAGAAGAUGAUCAAAGAAGCAUUCUCCCCGCGCCACAGGAAGAAAGAUUUCGAUCCAUUUGCAGCAGCAAUUGAACAAAAUCGUAAAGAAAACAUUCAAGAAAUCUCACGAGGAAGAGAAAGAAGUACUUCAAGUUCUAGGCACAAACAAACAAGGUCUUUAUCCCCUUCCCGGGUUUCAGAUUUGUUAUUCGAUCCUGACACCAAUCAAGAAAAAACUAAGAAUUCUUCUAAAGCGUCACUGUUUUCAUCUCUCUCUUCAUUAUGUUACAAAAAAUGGAAGAUUAAGGACUUAUUACUGUUCAGAAGUGCAUCAGAAAGUCGAGCAACAGAUAAAAACCAGUUCAACAAAUACGCAUUGCUGAAGAAGAACAAUCUGGACGACAUAAAGAAUUCGAGCUUCAGGUCUACAGACAGUGUAGGAUCAUUGUCAAGUAGAAGACGAGGUCCACCAAUUUCAGCUCAUGAAUUGUAUUACACGGUGAGAAGGGCAGUUUCAGAGGAGAUGAAGAAGAGGACCUUCUUGCCAUACAGGCAAGGAUUAUUAGGCUGCUGCUUAGGCUUCAAUCCUAAUACUAUUCAAGGUAUGAAUCUCUCUAAAGGGCUUGGUCCUACUGGUUCAUUGUCCCGUGGGUGAAAUCAGAUUUUCUCAAUCUGUAUUUUUUUAACUGUUCAUCAAUGUGUAGGGUUUUCUUUAAAUUCAUUUUGUUCCAAAGAACAAUUUUCACUUCUUCAUUUCUUAUAUAAUUCGAUAUUUGCAUUCCGAACUCACAUGUAUGUAUCAAAUACGUGUUAUACAAUCGUCUGGUAAUUUCACAGGAUUUGUAAUAGUAAAAUUACCAAGCAUAAGAUGAACAUUAUGUAGGGUCA
Molecule: messenger RNA, 1449 nt
Organism: Olea europaea var. sylvestris
Lineage: Eukaryota; Viridiplantae; Streptophyta; Magnoliopsida; Lamiales; Oleaceae
Exons: 1
Coding region: 149-1216 (355 amino acids)
Source: RefSeq, a predicted model, not a curated record